Molecule: messenger RNA, 980 nt
Organism: Chara braunii
Lineage: Eukaryota; Viridiplantae; Streptophyta; Charophyceae; Charales; Characeae
Source: the annotation of a GenBank genome assembly
GCGCUCGGGAGUUUUUGAUCCCGACCCCGUCGUGCAUGAGAGCCGUCCAACAAGAGGGAAGAAAGAAUGCUACCCCCAACUGCCUCCAUGGCCAGGGUGAUUACCCUUCUUCAAGCUACACAGCUUCCGCCAUGGGAGCUAGUUCGCGUUGCGGGGACCGUUAGUGGGCUCUUGCUCUGCAAGAUGUUCUCGUCUUCUUCUUCUUCUUCUUCUUUUUCUUCCUCUCCUCCUCCUCCUCCCUCUUCUCCUCCUCCCUCUUCUUCUUCUCCCUCUUCUUCUUCUCCCUCUUCUUCUUCUUGGAUGUACUCUGCUUCCCCUGCGUUUCUGAGUGUAGCAGCUCAGUACGACUUCAAGCGAAGGUUGCAUUUCAGUGCGGAGCCGCGACAUGAAGAAAGCAAGGAAACAGACCAUGUCGCUGCUAGUGACUGUUGCGACGAAGCUGAACUGGUGAGCCAUGGAGACACAGGAGGAGGAGGAGGAGGAGGAGGAGGAGGACGAGGUGAAGAUGGAGUGAUGUAUCGCAUGCCAAUGGACGUGGCACGAGCGGCGGACUUGCGAUCAAUGAGAGAAGGGAUGGAAGAGGAGGAACGAAGAACAACCAUAGCUCUGGAGCAGCUUGCCGAUGACGAAUGGUUCACGCCAUUUCUUUUCCCUUGGGAAAGGCCAAUCCUUUCCAGCAAACAUCAUGGACAGCCGAUCGGGCCCUUCACGAAGGCGUACUGGGCUAUAUUCGGGUUGGUUGUGGCUGCAGGGUCUGCAAAAUCCAUCAUCCGAGGAGAUCAGGAGCGGUUUGCUGCAAACGGAUCGCCAACAUUGAUUCAGAAAAGCAGCGACUUCAAAUAGAAGAACAAGAACGAGAGGAAGAGAGGGGGGGGCAAGACAGAUUUUUCUGUGGCACAGCUAGGUUGCUGUGCCUCUGUCCGAGUACGAACAGCCGAGCAGCUAGUACAUUGCCGCAUCAAUCAAGUAGCUAGCGAUUC